Nakaseomyces glabratus is the source of this 2520-nucleotide messenger RNA. RefSeq names its product SUMO ligase SIZ1 (gene SIZ1). The record is from RefSeq and is a predicted model, not a curated record. Lineage: Eukaryota; Fungi; Ascomycota; Saccharomycetes; Saccharomycetales; Saccharomycetaceae. Gene Ontology annotation, molecular function: zinc ion binding; SUMO ligase activity. Gene Ontology annotation, cellular component: chromatin. Gene Ontology annotation, biological process: protein sumoylation.
AUGGACUAUAACAUACCGCUGGGAGAUGAUCGAUGCUUGGUUUGUAAUGCAUGCAAUAGGCUGAGUCUGCUUGAUUUAGAUGGUUUGGAUGCACUGAUACGGUAUUUAUCGGAAUACAAAGCUUUAAAGGUUGAUCUCGGUACUGGAAACAGUGAAAAUGUAGGCAUUGCGGAUAAAAGGAAUGGGCUAUGCCUAUUUUUGCUUCGGUAUUUGAAAAAGGACAGAUCUAAAUCCUAUGAAAUAAGGGCUGUAAUUAGAGCUAUAGAUGCGAUAUACAGGAAACAGAAACUCCCGAGCAUGAUGGAAUUGACUAUGCUGGUUAGAAAAUACACAAACAAGUAUGAUCCAUACGGCUAUUGGGAUAAUGUGGAUGAAUUUAAUCCCAUGGACGUUGUAACAAAACAAAUGAUAGAGUUCAUGAAUAUUAGCAAUAAUCCUAAAUCACCUAAUUUCGUUAGAUCACCAUUUUAUGAAAUAUUGAGUAUAAUCCCAGACACUACAAGAAGGCUGCCUGCAAUAGAAGUCAAGAAUGUAGCAGAAUGCAAAUUUAAAUUUGAGAAAAAUGUAUGGACAAAACUCACAGAUGAGAAGUACCCUUUGAAACUCUAUCUUUUUUCAAGAAAGGAUAGUAAAGAUCCUGAAACUGGUGACUACAUACCAAAUAAAGAUGAGGAUACUCCAAUUGCAUUUCCCACCCCUAUAGAAGUGUGGGUCAAUAAUGAAAAGAUAAAAGCAAAUUUUAAAGGUUUGAAAAACCGAGAUGGAUCUGUUAAUCCAGUCGACCUCACCCCAUUCUUAAAAUCUUGGAGAGCUCAAAAUGUAGUAAAGAUAAUCCAUGUUUUCAAUAAGGAGUGCUACUCCUCUUAUUGUGCUCUUAUCAAACCAAUCGCACCACAAGAAAUUCUUACAACAAUUUUGAACAAACCAGUCAUCCCAUAUACCUCAGCAUUGGAAAAUGUGAAGAAAUUAUUUGGUGAACAGACCGAUAAUGAAUUGAUCACAACCUCUACUAUUAUAAGUCUGAAAUGUCCAAUCUCAUACACAAGAAUGAGUUAUCCAGUAAGGAGUAAAUACUGUGAACACUUACAAUGCUUUGACGGCCUCUGGUUCUUGCAUUCCCAGUUACAAGUUCCAACUUGGAUGUGCCCCGUAUGUCAAAUUUCUUUGAAACCUGCAGACCUAUAUGUAUGUGAGUUUUCAAUGAGGGUUCUCAACUCAUGUGCAAACAAUGUGGAGCAAAUUGAAUUGGCACCAGAUAGUACUUGGAAACCAAUCUAUGAAAAAGAAGACCAGUCGGACUGUAGUGAUGAGGAAGAUACAAGCAAAGACACUAUGACUGAAGUACUGAAACAUGAAAUGGUGACUGACACUAUCACCAAUAAGACAAGUAGAAAUAAUAGUCAACUAAAUGUGGUGUCAUUAUUAAGUGAUGAAGAAGAUGACACAACUACUACUAAAUCAAAGGAUAGGGGGAGUAAACUAGUACCCACUUCAAAGAAUUACAACUCGAGUAGCACUGGAAAUGUUGUCCGUAAAAGCAUAGGCAAUGAAAAAAAUGGUGCAGUUUCUCAAUCUAUUGCUAUUGCUGCUUCUACUACUCUUCAUAAUGAUACCAAUCAUGAUGAUGAAGACGACGACCUUCCAUUGUCUGCAGUAGCAAGGAAAAGAGGAUCACCAAGAGAAUUUUCCUAUGGGAGCUAUGAAAUAAAUGGCACUUUGGCAUCCCUAUCAAACAAUGCUACUUUGCCUCAGAAUUCACAUACUCACAAAAAACCACAUCUUCAAAGGCUAGCACCAAAAUUAUUAGCAAAAGAGCCACUAAAGAAUACGAAUGGAGCGGAUGCUAAUCCAAUUUUUGGGAUAAACUCCAAAUUUAAAAAUGAUAACCAGUUAUCUAAGAAAACCCUAGAUCCCAAGGCGACGUCACAACCAACAAUUAAUCCAAGUUUUGAUAGCGCUCAACAAUAUUCCAUGAGGAUAAGUUCUCAAGCUGGCUUGGGAUCUCGCAGUAUUCUGAGUAGCAAUUCCAACUUAACAACUUCUGAUUGUAAUCCAUUUGUUAGUGAACAGCAACUUGCAUAUGAGGGUAAAAAUGGCAGGGCAUCUUCUGAGAUUAUGCAAAAACCUAUAAGGAACGAAAACCGGCAGUCGCAACAACGCGUGACACCGGAUCUAAAGCAUGUCAAUGAUUAUAAGAGAACAAACAAGAAGGGGAAAAUAAAAAAUAUUGUCAACGAUCAAAAAGCAGAAGAACUCACACAGCUUGCCAACGGAAGACUCAAGACUGAUAAAGCACCGGAGCUUCCAAUCCUUCCAAAAUUACCACAGAUUGCGGGACAAUCACAUAGCACCUCCAAAAUAGCCAGUGAACCCAGUUUAGAUAAAAUUAAUAGGGUUAGUAUCAAGACAAAACCACCAAGCGCGCUUCCUAUUGUUAAUCCAUUCUUAACAAGUAAAUCUAAACCUAAUAAUACUAAGGGAGCAGAAAUAGUCAAAGGAAACAGUCCAUGGUUUGUGUAA